Molecule: messenger RNA, 1013 nt
Organism: Moneuplotes crassus
Lineage: Eukaryota; Ciliophora; Spirotrichea; Euplotida; Euplotidae
Source: the annotation of a GenBank genome assembly
AAAUAAUUAAAAUGGGCUCUUGUUGCAGUGACGGCCGUGUUCAGAGGUACGAAGCCAAGUUUGAUGUCAAGAAAACAGCUAAUAGAAUAUCCAAGAAAGGAGAAGUUAGCCAAUUUUCCCAGAAGUUUCAAGGACCAGGGGUUGAAGGAUACAUCAACAAUGAUCAAAGAUUAGAGGAGUAUAUGUAUUUUAAGAGUUUGGCUAGAAAGGAUCCUACUGAAUUUCCUCAUCAGAUUGUUCAAUCAAAUAUUACUCCAAAAGGACAUAAUAAGAAAAAGAAGCCAAAGAGAGCAUCAUCUAGCUCUUCAAAUUCUUCAAAGAAGUCAAAACCCUCGCGUUCUUCCAGCUCUUCAAGCUCUGACGGCAAAAAGAAAAAGAAAAGAGGUGAAGCAGUUGACCAAAUGGAACGUGAUUUUAAACCAAUCCUACAUGACUUAAGCAACUCUAGCUCAGAACUCUCUGUGGAAUACAAACCAGUCCGAGAGAAAGCCAAAAGAGUUUCCUUUGCCGAUGAGCCUAAGUGGAAUGAGUCUCAGAACCCAAAAGGCGCCAAUCCUGAUCACGAAGAAAGAAAUGAGGCCAGAAAGAAAAGAAAGAACAUCAAUAAAGAAUUCAAAAAUCUCCAAGUGCCCAAAGAGGUUGAGAUAAUAGACCUGAACAGGGACGGAGGCAUGACAAGUUCUAAACCAAAUCUCAGACCAAGAAGAGAUGGAGAAGAAAGAGUCGAGAUGAAAAAGAAGAAACCUAAGAAAGAUAAUAAAGAUAAAUUAGAAUCCAAACAAAAGAAGGAUAACAAAGUGAUUCUUAGAAAAGAGUCUGAUAUAGCCCAAGGAGAUAUACUGAGGACUAAAGAGCAAGGCCAGUUUGAUUCGAGAAUUUUGUCUCCGUUUAGAAUGGGAAAUAUGCCAAUUGAGGACACAUCUACUGCUCCUCGUAAUAACAAUAUGGAUAACUCUAGUAUGUUGCCUUCGAGAGUAACGUUUAUCCCAUAUUAAUUUUUAUUCAAUCCAGAA